Messenger RNA from Triplophysa rosa, 2490 nucleotides. RefSeq names its product E3 ubiquitin-protein ligase TRIM39. Gene Ontology annotation, molecular function: zinc ion binding; protein binding. The coding region runs from base 50 to 1450 and encodes 466 amino acids. The record is from RefSeq and is a predicted model, not a curated record. Lineage: Eukaryota; Metazoa; Chordata; Actinopteri; Cypriniformes; Nemacheilidae. The transcript is spliced from 6 exons.
CCAGACAGAGUGGGGGAAGGACAUUCAAAAACACAUCCAGACCAUCAUAAUGUCAGAAGAUCAGUCUUCUGUAUGUCCCGGGUGUCAGUGUGAAGGGUCUGUUCUGUUACCCUGUGGGCACAGUCUGUGUCCGGAGUGUCUAAGGCUGUGUCAACAUGAGCUCGGGCCGGACCGGCAGGGGUGUACGGAGUGCUACGGGCGUGAGCUGCUGGACAGUGUUUUAAAGGGUCUGCUCGACUUACUCUUUCAAGGGCAGUCGCAUCGGGUGGGAGACGGAGUAGAGGGACGAGAAAGCCAGGAGGAUGGGGAACUGUGCAGACAGCAUGGAGAGAAGCUGACGAAGUACUGUGUAGAGGAUGAGGAACUGAUCUGUGAUCAAUGUCAAGGGGACGAACAUGAAGAUCAUGAGUGUAACUCCAUAGAAGAGGCAACACAAGAGUUUAAGAAGGAGCUUCGAGCAGCUUUGAGACCCCUGCAGGAGAAACUGGAGAAGUUAACCACAGCCAAGCAAACCUGCCAGGAAACUUCAGCACAUAUCAGGAGACAGGCACAGAACACUGUCCGUCUGAUAAAAGAGAACUUUGAGAAACUCCAUCAGUUUCUGCACGAUGAGGAGAUCUCAAUGCUGAGAGCUCUUAGUGAAGAAGAGGAGCAGAAGAGUCAGACGAUGGCUGAGAAGAUGGAUAGAUUAACAGAUGAGAUCAUGACAUUACAAGAGGCCAUUCGUUCAAAAGAAGAGGCCAUGAAUGAAGAUGAACUCCAGUUUCUGAGGAACUACAAGAAGACAUCAGAACGGGUGGAGUGUACGGUGAAGGAUCCAGUGGAAAUGUCGGAGGCGUUAAUUGAUGUUGCCAAACACAUCGGUUGCCUUAAGUUCAGAGUGUGGGAGAACAUGCAGACCAUUGUCACAUACAAUCCCGUAAUCCUGGACCCCAACACAGCAGACGUCUGCGUAACUCUAUCUGAUGACCUCACCACCAUUCGUUAUUCUGAAGAAGACCAACAGGUCCCCGACAACCCUGAGCGCUUCACCUUCUACGAAUGCGUCCUGGGCUCUGAGAGUUUCAGCUCUGGUCGUCACAGCUGGGAUGUUGAGGUCGGAGACUGCAGUGAAUGGGCGUUGGGCGUGGUAACAGAGAGCGUGCAGCGUAAAGAAUGGUUUCCUCCGAGCCCUGAACGCGGCAUGUGGACCGUCUGCUUGUAUGGCGGCGAGUAUCGCGCGCGGACGGCAAACAGCGCUCCUCUGACGUUUAAGAAGAAACCGCAGAAGAUACGAGUUCAGCUCGACUGGGAAGGUGGAAGAGUCAUGUUCUCGGAUGCCAGCGACAACACUCUGCUGUACAAAUACAAGCACAAGUUCACGGAGAAGCUGUCUCCUUAUUUCUCCAACACGUGUAAGAGGCAUCCGAUGCGUAUCUUGGGAGAGAAAGUGUCUGUUUACACGGAAUAAGUCAGGGAAUUUAUUGAGAUUUAAGACCUCGUCCUAAAGAUUUAGCCACAGUAAGAUAUAGCCUAUGUAAAGCUUAAUCAUCAAAGUAUGAUAGCAGCUGUAUAGGUUAAACGCUCUUUAAAGGUCUUUAAAUAGUUGUGCGUAAAAUGGUGCGUAAAAGCAGCUUAGGACGAUUUUAGGCAGGUAACAGAACUCACAAUGCGUGAAGUUUUUACUUGUGUCUUUUAAAACAUUCAAAUGACCUUAGAUUUUUUUGAUUCAGUGUUGACAGGUAACAUUUUUUGCUUAUCCAACCCAAAUUUUAAUCAUCAACAUCAACAAUCACUUUACAAUACUGUUUAAAGUGAAUCUUGAACAUGAAUUGGUUGUUGCUUAUGUGGUUCUUGUGCUUAAGAGUGUGAACAGAUCUCUUUAUAACACACUGAUGUAAUCUCCAGCUGUUCAAAUUCAUCAGUCCCGGUGGAUGAUGUUUCUGGAGAAAGUAAUACCGCGUUCCCUCGUCUGAACUAUGGCAUGUACAAAAAAAAACUUUUCCUGUAACCACAGCUUUACUACAGAUAUGAAAUAUACAGAAUUAACUUCGAAUAGAAAAUGGGCCGGCCCAAGCCUUUACGGAGGCCUAAGCAGAAUUUAUUCAAUCGACUAUUGUCAAUGGCGAUUGUAUUAGAUAACAGAUCAUUAUAAAUUACAUGAAUCAGCAUUUUGUCGUAUUGCAAUGUUGCGUUUAGUCAGUAAUUUCACAAUUUUGACAUACACCACAGAAAAAUAGUGGGUACUGCCCUAUGUGAGAAAAUGGAUGCGUGUUGUGACUUUAUCACAAGAAAAGCUGUAAUUUCAUGUGCUCUUGGGGGCCCCCUAGAGGCGGCGGGGCCCUAAGCAGCCGCUUAGUUCGCUUAUAAGGAAGGCCGGCUCUGCUAUUUACUACACUAAAAUGGUAAAACUACAAUACAUUUUCAUCUGUUAACAUUAGUUAACUCCAUUUGUUUAACUAGUUGACUAAGAUUUAUAUAGUAUUGAAUGCAAAACUCAACAAUAAAAAC